Messenger RNA from Moneuplotes crassus, 977 nucleotides. The record is from the annotation of a GenBank genome assembly. NCBI's taxonomy places the organism in Eukaryota, Ciliophora, Spirotrichea, Euplotida, Euplotidae.
AUUUUCUCUGAGAAAUGGCUAAUUCUUUACAACAUAUUUCAGAUAAGAUGAUGAAGAUGGACAUCGACAAGGUUGGUGUCCAGUCUCUCGGACUCAGUCUGAUCCCAGCUGUGCCUGACCAGUUCUUGGUCAAGUAUAACCCACCGAAAAUAUGUGUUGUUUAUCAUUUUUAAAGAUCAUAGCGACAAAGACCAAUUUUGGCGUGAUAUCCCUCUUGAGAUAGGCUCUGACUCCACUGCUAAUUCAGUGACCGAUUUUCUAUUCAAGGAACACAGCUAUUAUUUCGAUUCUAGCCUGAUAAGCCAAGAUCAGGUUACAAAAUUAAUAGGCAUGAUCCUCAAGAAAAAUGGUAAAAUUGGUCAGCGGGAGGAGUUUAAAUAACUCUGGAAUUAGCGGCCUAGAGAAUGUCUUCAAUGGAUCAGAAGGUAGCCACCUUUUCGAUGACAUUGAGAAGCCUAAAGGCCUUAACAGCGCCAUUGGGAAUCCAAUGGCAAAGAAAAGUGCUCUUGAGCCUUUGGACCAUCCUCAGAAGGGGAAGCUAGAGCCUUUAGAGAAUAAGCCUCAGCCUAAAAAUGAUGAAUUUGAUUUGUUGGAUCUUGAUGGCUUUGGUGAGCCAGAGAAGAAACAGGAGGCAAAGAAGGACCAGAAGAUCGAUGAUGAUUACGGAUUUGAUUUUGAGUUUGAGUCUCAUGGUCCCGAAGAAGGAAACCCAAACGAUCAAGCUAAAGCUUCAAUAGAUAUGGAAAAUUUUGAAAGAGAGAAGGAAAAAUCUAAAGCAAACCCUAAAUAAGGAUAAAGAUGACGAAGAAGAAGACUGGCUCAUUAUUGAAGGCAAAAGAUACAGAGAAAUCAACAUAGAAGGCGAUGACAACGAGUACAUCAUGGAUGAAGAAGGCAACAUUUAUGACCUUAAAGGGGUGUAUAUAGGCACAGCAAAAGAUGGAGGAGAAGAGUCUGAAGAAGAAGAAGACAAAUAA